CUCGAACGCACUCCAAUUGGGGGGCGCAACCAGAUAUACUGCACGAUAGACCCCCAUCGCCCAAACUUUCCCACCCUCAACCGUACACAUACGCAGCCUACAGACAUGGCUCCACAACUGCACGACCACGCUACCCUCCUCAAGCGCUUCACAGACGCCGGCCAGGGUCACGUCUUUGCUUUCUGGGACGCCCUCUCGCAAAACGACCGCGCAGAGCUCCUCGACAACCUCGCGAAAAUAGACGUCGACCGCGUAAACAGAAUCUUCAAGAAGGCCACCGCUCCAACCGACGAGGCUGCCGCAACCGCCGCAAAGGACGAGCUAGAGCCGCUGCCGGAGGCCGCUUUCGCGUCGACUAUCGGUAAAGCAAACGAAGCAAAGGUCGCCAGCUGGUAUAACGAGGGUCUCAAGCUGAUUGCUCAGAAUAAGGUCGCCGUGAUCCUAUUGGCUGGUGGACAGGGCACACGUCUCGGUUCCUCUGACCCCAAAGGAUGUUACGACAUCGGUCUGCCAUCGAAAAAGUCGCUCUUCCAACUCCAAGCUGAGCGCAUCAUCCGUCUCCAGAAGGUAGCCGCAAAAGCCCACUCGAAAGGCACCGAAAACGUCGUGAUCCCGUGGUACAUCAUGGUCUCUGGCCCCACACGCGAAGCAACAACCUCCUACUUCCGCAAACACAACUUCUUUGGCCUGGACCCUGAAAAUGUCAUGUUCUUCGAACAAGGCGUUCUACCCGCCUUUGACCCCACCGGCAAAAUCUUCAUGGAAACCAAAUCCACGCCCGCGCUCGCCCCCGACGGGAACGGCGGGAUCUACGCCGCACUCCGCCGCGAAGGCGUCCUCGCUGACCUCGAACGCCGCCAGAUCCCCUACGUGCACACCUACUGCGUCGACAACUGCCUCGUCAAAGUCGCCGACCCAGUCUUCAUCGGCUACUGCGUCGGCCAAGACGCCGACUGCGGCGCAAAAGCGGUCCCCAAAGCGUCCGCCAACGAAUCCGUCGGCGUCAUCUGCCUCCGAUCGGGCAAAUUCGCAGUCGUCGAGUACUCCGAGAUCCCCCCCGCGAUCGCCGAAGCCACCCGCCCAGACGACCCCUCCACCCUCCUCUACAACGCCGCCAACAUCGCCAACCACUUUUACACCACCGCCUUCCUCAACCGCGUCGACGCCCUCGAAGCCGAACUCGACUACCACGUCGCGCACAAAAAGAUCAAACACGUCGACACCACCACGGGCGAAAAAGUAUCCCCCUCACAAAACAACGGCGUGAAAUUGGAACUCUUCAUCUUUGACGUAUUCCCCUUCACCCAACGCAUGGCCGUCCUCGAAGUCCCCCGCAACGACGAGUUCUCCCCGCUCAAGAACGCCCCAGGCGCCGCGAAGCCCGUGGACUCGCCCGAGACGUCCCGCGCGCAUAUCCUGGACCAGUGUGUGCGUUGGGCGCGGGCCGCGGGUGCGACGGUGGUGAGCAGUAACGAGAACGAGAAGGAGGACCCGCCGGUCCUGGAGAUCUCGCCGUUGGUGUCGUACGGCGGCGAGGGGCUGGAGGCGUACGCUGGAAAGACGAUCUUCACGCCGACUAUCUUGGCGUGAGGAGAUUUACGAGCGAGCGGGACGGUGUUCCGACAAGCUGAUACAUGCACCAAAUACGCAGACCCCCGUUACAGAACUGCCCGAGUCCGACAUGUUCGUCCCCCCCCCCCCCCCUUUCGCUGUUCUCCGUUUGUCUUUCUUUUUUUGAUCUCUUGCGGACUCACACAUCUUGUCAAACACUCCCUCGCCCCGCCCGUGAUUCUACGGCUAGGUAGCAAUUAGAUAGAAGAUCCCCCUCCUUGUUAUUCGUAUUCAUUUUAUGAGAAAAAAAAAAUAUGAUGAUAUGAUUUGCGU
Fimicolochytrium jonesii is the source of this 1884-nucleotide messenger RNA. RefSeq names its product nucleotide-diphospho-sugar transferase. The transcript has 3 exons. The record is from RefSeq and is a predicted model, not a curated record. The coding region runs from base 106 to 1590 and encodes 494 amino acids. NCBI's taxonomy places the organism in Eukaryota, Fungi, Chytridiomycota, Chytridiomycetes, Spizellomycetales, Powellomycetaceae. Gene Ontology annotation, molecular function: UDP-N-acetylglucosamine diphosphorylase activity. Gene Ontology annotation, biological process: UDP-N-acetylglucosamine biosynthetic process.